Physeter macrocephalus (sperm whale) is the source of this 868-nucleotide messenger RNA. Its product is annotated as rho-related BTB domain-containing protein 2. Gene Ontology annotation, cellular component: cell projection; cytoskeleton; cytoplasmic vesicle. Lineage: Eukaryota; Metazoa; Chordata; Mammalia; Artiodactyla; Physeteridae. Gene Ontology annotation, molecular function: GTP binding; protein kinase binding; GTPase activity. The record is from RefSeq and is a predicted model, not a curated record. The annotation marks the transcript as partial. The transcript is spliced from 4 exons. Gene Ontology annotation, biological process: cortical cytoskeleton organization; regulation of actin cytoskeleton organization; regulation of cell shape.
CCCUGGGACUGCGGCGCUAGGCGUCUUCGUGGCCGCGCCUUCGGAGCGGGCCCGGGCGCGUAGCAGUGGCGGCCUCGCCACUCUAGCCCACUCCUGCUCGCCGCCUCCAGCCUCCGCAGCCAGAGGACCGUUGGCGGCGGCGCGGCCCAGCCGCGGAGGUCGGAGCGGCCGCCAGCUGCCCGGCUCUGGCGCGCCUCCAUGACACUGGGCGCCGGGGGCGCGGGGAGAUGCUGAUCCGGAAGAGGCAAUGGCUGCAGUGCCGCCCGCGCGGCCGCUCCCUGCCCGCCGUCCGGCCCGGGCUGCUCUGUCAGAGUUUUUGAUCUAACGCGAAACGGGCACGGAACCUGAGCGGCAGCAGCGCGACGGCGCCGGCAUCGUCCUAACUUGCACGCGCGGAGUGACCCCAGCCAUUUCACUAAAAUGAGCGUGCUUAGCAGGAAGAGAUGUGUUCCUUACACUAGAAAUUACCCCGUCACAUGUAGCGGUGUCCCAAUUAAUGGAUUCUGACAUGGAUUAUGAAAGGCCAAACGUAGAGACCAUCAAGUGCGUGGUAGUGGGGGACAACGCUGUGGGCAAGACCAGGCUCAUCUGUGCCCGGGCCUGCAAUGCCACCCUCACCCAGUACCAGCUGCUCGCCACCCAUGUGCCCACAGUUUGGGCCAUCGACCAGUACCGGGUGUGUCAGGAGGUGCUGGAACGUUCCCGAGACGUGGUAGAUGAUGUCAGCGUGUCCCUCCGUCUCUGGGACACUUUUGGAGAUCACCACAAAGACCGUCGCUUUGCUUAUGGGAGAUCCGAUGUGGUGGUUCUGUGCUUCUCCAUCGCCAACCCCAACUCCCUCCACCAUGUCAAGACCAUGUGGUACCCA